This is a messenger RNA of Balearica regulorum gibbericeps (East African grey crowned-crane), 1020 nucleotides long. Lineage: Eukaryota; Metazoa; Chordata; Aves; Gruiformes; Gruidae. The record is from RefSeq and is a predicted model, not a curated record.
CUUCCUGUUUUCUGCAGUGAUAGUGCAUGGCGGCUUAUCCUAACUCUGUUCUGAAGUAAGGUGGGAAAUCUGUCCAAUAAUCCAGCAUCAGUAAGACAGAAAAGGUUGGCAGGCGACAAGGAAUCCACCAUGAAUGGGCAGCUGGACUUAAGUGGCAAGCUGAUCAUCAAAGCUCAGCUUGGAGAGGAUAUUAGGAGAAUUCCUAUUCAUAAUGAAGAUAUCACCUAUGAUGAAUUGGUGCUAAUGAUGCAAAGAGUGUUUAGAGGAAAACUUCUCAGCAAUGAUGAAGUCACAAUAAAAUAUAAAGAUGAAGAUGGAGAUCUGAUAACAAUUUUUGAUAGCUCAGAUCUUUCCUUUGCAAUUCAAUGCAGUAGGAUACUGAAGCUGACAUUGUUUGUGAAUGGACAACCAAGACCCCUAGAAUCUAAUCAGGUGAAAUACCUGCGUCGAGAGCUGAUAGAACUUCGCAAUAAAGUCAAUCGUUUACUGGACUGUUUAGAACCACCAGCUGAACCAGGGCUUUCCACUAAUCUGCCUGAAAGUGAUGCCGUAGAUGGUAGGGAAGAAAAGCCUGCUGCUGCCGACUCUAAUGUUAAGCCAUCUACUCAAGUUAUAGCAGCAAGCAUGUCUGCAUUUGAUCCGUUAAAGAACCAGGAUGAAAUCAGCAAGAAUGUCAUGUCAGCGUUUGGCUUGACAGAUGAUCAGGUGUCAGGACCACCAAGUGCCCCCGCAGAAGAGCGAUCAGGAACACCGGACAGCAUCGCUUCCUCUUCUUCUGCAGCCCAUCCCCCUGGUGUUCAGGCACAGCAGCCACCAUACCCUGGAACACAGCCACAAACUGGACAGGUGGAAGGUCAGAUGUAUCAACAGUACCAACAGCCGGGUUAUCCUGCCCAGCAGCCACAGGCUCAGCCUCAGCAGCAGUACGGUAUGCAGUACCCAGCAGGCUACAGCCAGCAGCAAACCCCCUCGCAGCAAGCCCAGCAGCAGUUCCCGGCCUACAGCCAGCCGGCGGCCCCG